AUGAUUAAAAAAAUUUUUUGUUGUUGUAAUGAUAAUUAUACUAGUGAAGAAAUAACUAAUGAAUGUAAUAUAUCAAAUGAAUGUAAAAAAAAAGUUUUGAUAUUUUUAAAUCCAAAUUCAGGUUCUGGAACAACAUUGAUUGAUUUUAAUAAAAGAUUAUUGCCAGCAUUAAGGAAAAAUAAUAUUUUUUUUGAAGUUAUAAGAACAGAAGGAAAAAAUCAUUGUUUAGAAGUGGCUAAAAAUAUAAAAAACUUGUAUGAAUAUAAUGCUGUUAUUAUCAUGUCAGGAGAUGGCUUAAUUUUUGAAUGGAUUAAUGGAAUAUGUCAAAGAGAUAAUAAAAUUGAAAUUUUUAAUAAUAUACCUAUUGGUAUUGUUCCAACUGGAUCAGGAAAUGGUUUACUAUCAUCUAUCUUUUUUGCAAAUAAUAUAUCACUUCAAAAACAAGGUUUUCAAGAACGAGCAAUUGAAAUAAUUAGUAGUAAUAGUGCAGUUUCAUCUUAUGUUAAUCUUAUACAUAUUGAAAGUGAAAGUAGUAAUUAUACUUCAUUUUUAUCAGUUGGAUGGGGACUGUUAGCUAAUAUUGAUAUUGAUAGUGAAAGAUGGAGAAAAACUUUAGGAUCACAUAGGUUUUUUUUAGAAGCACUUUUAAAAGUUGUUCAUAUACCUUCAUACAAAGGAAAACUUUGGUAUACUAAAAGAAAUCCAAAUAUAAAUUAUGAAAAUUUUAAAAAUGAAAGAAAAAAUUUUGUAUAUUCAGAUGAUAAAAUUAUAAAAAAAACAGAUUCUCAAUUAGAAUUUGAUAGAGAAAGUAAUCAACAAGAAGAUGAUUUAAGAAUAUAUCACCUUAAUAAAAAUAUUCCAUCAAUAAAAGACCCAAUUCCAACAUCAUGGAAUGUAAUUGAUGAAGAAUUUGUUUUUAUUUAUGCUGUUACAUUAUCACAUAUAAGUAGAGAUGGAUUUUAUAUGCCACCAGCAAAAUUGGAUGAUCCUAAUAUUUAUUUAACUUAUUGUCUACGCAAAGAUUUACCCUCAAGAAGAAAAAUAAUAAAAUUUUUAAUAGAUAUCGAAGAUGGAAAACAUUGCAAUCAUUCAUUUAUUAAUAUUAUUAAAGUUGAUUCAUUUAGAUUAGAAUCACAAACAAAUGAUAGUCCAAUUGUUAUUGAUGGUGAAAAAAUUAAUGAAAAAGUAAUACAGGCAACGACUACUGAAUUAAAAAUGAGUGUUAUUUGUAAUAAGGAAGAUUCAUGA
Molecule: messenger RNA, 1248 nt
Organism: Strongyloides ratti
Lineage: Eukaryota; Metazoa; Nematoda; Chromadorea; Rhabditida; Strongyloididae
Product: Diacylglycerol kinase, catalytic domain and ATP-NAD kinase-like domain-containing protein
Exons: 4
Coding region: 1-1248 (415 amino acids)
Biological process (GO): sphingosine biosynthetic process
Cellular component (GO): intracellular membrane-bounded organelle; cytoplasm; membrane
Source: RefSeq, a predicted model, not a curated record